AUGUCUACGAGAGCUCUUAAUCGACACCUUAGAUCUAUCUCUAUAGUUGUCGAGAAGAGAAAACUCGUCCAUGGGGACCUCGUCAAGUUGAGUUUCUGGAGAGGCCGAUUAAACUUGAUUUCAGCUCACCAUGUCGCCGUCCUCAAUCUUUGGGUGUUGUCAUCAUGUUUUCAUAGUAAUCGGCAUUGUCUCCAAUCCGCCAUCUUGUCUCCUCGGCAUCGUUGUGCUUGCGUAGAAGUCAGCACUAUGCCUCAAGACUUGAGAGUUCAGAGGUUGGCAUCAUCGUCAUUGGAUUUUCUUUUAAGGUAUACUCGUGCCGACUACUAUGAUUUGAGUUGA
Molecule: messenger RNA, 339 nt
Organism: Arabis nemorensis
Lineage: Eukaryota; Viridiplantae; Streptophyta; Magnoliopsida; Brassicales; Brassicaceae
Source: the annotation of a GenBank genome assembly